UUGUGCUGCUGCUAAAUUUUUAGGCAGAAUUCAGAAUUUCACAGGGCACCGUUUCAAGGAAUUUCGGUCUCUUCAAUCAGCCCCCGGACACAAGGAGCAGCCUGGAAAUACACCCAAGGACCUAAGGCCUACAUAUAUAGCCAAGCUUCUACUGUCGUCGUGGGUAAAAUGCUGCCGAGGCCGCUGGCGUUGCGAAAUUGUGCAGUGGCGACGACGGCGACAAAAACAACAAAGAAGCGACGCGCCUCGACUAGAGGAGGACAACGACAAACGCGAAAUAAUCAAUUAAAAUUGUAAGGGGAGCCACGGUUUUCGCCCGAGGACCACAGCAGCAAAGGAUCACUGUGGUAUCCAGAAGGCCAACGAGGACGAAACCAAAAGCUGCCUGAACAGCUGCACCAGCUGUGCGUGGGCAGAGAGGCAGAGGCAGUGGCAGCAGCAGCGGCAGCGCAGCAGCAGACGAGACCCAGACAACAACAACAACAACGAGUGGAACAGCAACAACAACAACAGCAAACAAAACGAUGGAAAUGCGAGAGGUACUGAGUCGCGAGGGGCGAGAGGCCAAGAAUCUGCUCGUCUACCAGUUCUGCGAUGAGACAACCACGAGCACGAGUGGCGGCGAGGGAGUAGGAGGAGCAGCAACAGCCGGAACUCUGGCUGGAGCUGGAAGCGGAGGCGUACUCUUGAAUGGUGACUGUUAUCGCAAACCCCCCAUGGCUCCGCCCAAGUCCCCCAGUGCCGGCAGCGGCACACCCAAAAACUGCCAGUCACCCACCACUUCGCCGCGUCUGAAAUCCUCAACGAGUGCCGCAGCCGGAGGAUCCUCCAGUGGACCACGCGUGCGCAGCGCCUCCACGGGCAGGGACAAAAAGUCCGAGCUUCAAGCCAGAUACUGGGCUUUGCUAUUUGGCAAUCUCCAGCGAGCUGUGAACGAGAUCUACCAGACGGUGGAGUGCUACGAGAACAUAUCCAGCUGCCAGGAGGCCAUCCUAGUGCUAGAGAACUAUGUAAGAGAUUUCAAGGCCUUAAGCGAAUGGUUCAAGGUUUCCUGGGACUACGAAUCCCGGCCGCUGCAACAGCGACCACAGAGCCUGGCCUGGGAGGUGCGCAAGAGCAACCCCACGCCCCGAGUGCGUACCAAGAGCCUCUGCAGUCCCAAUAACUCCGGGAAAUCCAGUCCAGCCUUGAUAUUAGGCCACGGCUCUCAGUCGGGCAAGACCUCGCCCUCGGCCUACGAACAAGGCCAGAUCUCGCCGAUGAAACUACUCCGAGCCUACGAUCAGGUGCCAAAGGGAGCAAUGCGUCUCAAUGUCAGGGAAUUGUUUGCGGCCAGCAAGAGAGCCACUCAAGGAUCUUCACAGUCGGAUAAUAUGGAGUGCCCGCUGGAUCUCAGCGGGGAUAAGACCACAUAUGUGCAGCUAAACACACAGUAUUCGCAAACGGAUCUGGAGGAUCCACACCUGACGCUGGCGGAUGUGCGGGAAAAGAUGCGCAGGGAGGCGGAGGAGAGAGAGGCGAGGAUUCAAGAGCAGGCAGUGAUCAUUCCAGCAGCAGAAUAUAUAGGGGAAGUACCAGACAAACCAGGUGAGAGCAUACAGAAUAUACCGCCUGAGGGGGACUCCAAUUUGGUGGGAGAACCUCUACCAGAACCCACAGCUUUGGACAUGACAGUGGCCUCCUUGGAGAACAUGGAGAAUGCCUUGCUCCAGCAACAGGCCCACAAGGAACCCACGCCACCUAGCACACUACUAAAGCCACCAGGGGAGAAGCCACAGCCCCUGAUGGCCAUCUCAGGAAAUGCGCCCAUGCAAAACAGUCCCCUGAAGUACUCCAGUGUGCUAAAUCGUCCAGUGAAGAAGGGGGGUGCAGGCGGAGCAGCAGGAGCAGGAGCAGGUGCUCUCAAGACCACAACAGGAACAGUGGGAGGAGCAGGAGCAGCAGCAGCCACAGCCAAGCCUGGUCAGCUCAAGACAGCAGCUCCGCCCGUCAAUGGUUUACGACGCUCCACAAAGCUGCCCGCUGGAAAAACUCUAGGAAAACCUGCUCCUCCUCCCAGACCCUCCAGCAAAACCGAGUGCUAUGGCCCGCCCAAUAAUGUGGCCUCCCGUCUGUCGGCACGCUCCCGCACUAUGCUGGAGAUCAAUGGGAGUGGAGCCAGCAAAACCCUGCCUAAGAGAACCUCUACCUCUUCGUUUCUAAGCACGGCCAGGAUUCGCAAAGCCACCUCCUCAAGGCUCAGUUCGCGCGAGGACAUGGGCAGUUCCACUUCCACUCUAAAAGCCAGCAACGAGCAGCUAUCGAGCUCAAGAAGCACCCUUAAAACGGAGGAAGCACAACAUUCCGAGACGAAAAAGCAAUUACAACUGCCUACGGAUAACAAUGAUGGUUGGUUGACGGUGAAGAAUCGUCGCAGGAGCAGCAUGCAUUGGGCCAACAGGUUCAAUCAGCCGACAGGAUAUGCCAGUUUGCCCACCUUGGCGCUGCUCAAUGAGCAGCAGAGGGAGCAGGCGAAAGAGAAGGAGAAGGAGCAAGAGCAGGAACUUACCAAGGAGAAGCAGAAAACCAUUCCAAGUAAAACAGGAGCAGCUGCAGGAGAGGCUAAGCCCAAAGCCAAGGCCACAACACUGGCAAACUCUUCAAGGCCAGAAAUCAAAAAUGCCAAGGCCAAGGUGAACUCAUUUCCAGCCCAGAGAAGCUCAGGGGGUCAGGUGAAGAAGCAAGACAAACCAGAGAAGCAGGACAAACCCGAAAAGAAGCCAGUGAUGCCUUCAACUACAGCUCGAAACAAUGGCAACAAUAAUGCCUUGGGACGCACUUCCAUCAUCAAAAGACAAAAGUCAGAUCUUACAGGACUAAAGAUGACAUCCUUGCACAAGGAGUACAUGCGCAGCGAGAAGAAUGCCUUGAGGAAACUGCAGCAAAAGGAACUGAACCACAAGCAGAGCAACAACAGUAGCUCAUCCUCUGUAGAAACUGUCGUGUCCCCCCUCACAGCCAGCAACGAGGACCACAACAAGAUCGACAUCAAAAUCCAGACCAACUGUGAGUUCUCCAAGACCAUAGGCGAGCUCUACGAGAGCAUUGCCCACUGCAAGCUGCCAAAUGGCAGUCUCAACAACAAGCCCAGUGCCUCCUCUCUGCUGAGUGCCUGCGAUGAGAAUGAAGAGCAAAUUGCCGACGACAACGAAGAGGAGCGCAACGAGCGCAUCCUAGUGGAGGUUCAGGAAUCUUUGGAACGACAAAUCCGUGAGCUAGAGCAAACGGAAAUCGAUGUGGACACCGAAACGGAUGAAACCGAUUGUGAGGUUCAGCUGGAGGAGCAGGAACUGGGCUUAGGUGGUGAUGAUUCCGCGGUGUUUGUGACCAUGAGCGACGAUGAGAAUGCCAGCCUAGAGCAUAGAUAUCAGGCUCUAUUGUCAGACAUGUCCUGGAACGAGAGAGCAGAGGCCUUGGCUACACUCCAGGCCUAUGUGGCCAGGCAUCCAGGCAGAGCCCAGGAACUCCAUCAGAAGCUAUCCUCGCCCUCGCGGCGUCGUUCGCUGCAGGAAACCCUCAAGAAAUACCAAGCCAAGCAGGCCAGGGCUCAGCAAAAGAGGAAUCUCCUCCAGCAGGAGAAAGCAGCCAAGCUGCAACAACUCUUUGCACGCGUCGAAGAUGUCAAGGCAGCCAAAAAGCAGCUCAUCGAGGACAAACGCCAGAAGAUGCAGGGAAGACUGCAAAGGGCAGCGGAGAAUCGAGAGCAGUACCUCCGGCAGAUCAUUGAAAAAGCCCACGACGAGGAGAAGAAACUCAAGGAAAUCAACUUUAUCAAGAACAUAGAAGCUCAAAAUAAGCGUCUGGAUCUUCUGGAAUCCUCUAAAGAAACCGAAGGCAGACUGCAGGAUCUCGAACAAGAGCGUCAAAAGAGAGUGGAGGAAAAGCUGGCCAAGGAGGCUGCGGUAGAGAGACGUCGACAAGCCCUGGAAAAAGAACGUCUCCUCAAGCUCGAGAAAAUGAAUGAAACCAGACUGGAAAAGGAGCAGAGAAUAGGCAAGAUGCAGGAGCAAAAGGAGAAGCAGCGUCAGGCUUUGGCCCGGGAAAAGGCCAGGGAUCGGGAGGAGCGACUGCUGGCCCUGCAGGUCCAACAGCAGCAGACCACCGAGGAGCUGCAGCGCAAAAUACUCCAAAAGCAAUUGGAAUCUGCUCGCCGGCACGAAGAGAACAUCGAGCAUAUACGCCAGCGGGCUCUAGAGCUGACCAUGCCCACCCGGCAGGCAGACGAGGGUCGAGGGGAUCAGGAUGAAAACGAUGCGGAAGAUGGCUUAAAUGGGAAUGGGACAAGCACCACAAACGAAGACUGCGAUCUUUCUUCUACGCUCUCGGAUGUGGGGGGAAUCCCUGGGCAUUCGAGGAGCUACAAAAAGAAGAUGAAGAAGCUGAAGCAGCGAAUGAGUCAGUGCGCCACUGAGUAUCUGGAGGCCAUGGAGCCCUUACCCCCUUAUGUAAAACGUGAUAGCACGGUGCCCAAGCUCCUAAAUCUGGUGGUUAAAGGUGGCGGUGCUCAGGGAUUGGAAAGGGCAUUGGGUAACCUCCUGCGUGUGAUACCCAAGGCCCAGGCCUUUGACUUCCAAGCCUUCCUCUGCAUGGAUGGCUUGGGCAUAGUGGCCAAUCAUGUGAUCAACAAAGGUCUACAGGAGAACACCGAUAUCUCAAGGAAAUCCGUUCACCUGGCCGUUCAUGUGUAUAGGAAUGCCUGCUCUGUGUGUCCUCAGAUUGCUCGUCAUGCUCUGCUGGGCAAUUCCAUAACCGUUAUGUUCGAUGCCAUCACCAAGAGUUUUCAGUUACCCGAAGAAAAAUCACCACAACAUCCGGUCGAGUUGUCCACGGAGCUAAUGCUGGCCUGCACCGAGGCGCUGUCCUCCAGUUACGUGAAGAAGAACACCCACCCAAAAGUGCCGGAACGACUGCCGGACAUGAUAAACUUUGCUGUGGUCACUGGUCUCAUUGAGAUUCUCUCCCGUCGCAACCAGAAGGUCCGCGAGUCCAUCGAGGACAAUCAGAGCGUGAUGCUAGGCCUGUUGACCACCCUGGGCUUCCUCUCCCGCUUCCUGGAUGUGUGUCAGCCAGGUCCUGCGGAUCCAACACGUUUACUGAGCGCGGCCAGGACCACAGAUCUCUUUGGUACCGUUUCCAUGCUCAGUGCCAGCGUGGUGCCCAAUGGUGAAUGCAUUCCACCGCGCACGACCGCCUUGGCGGCAUCGACUUUUAAUCUCUACGUGUCCCUGGCCUCGCUGGAUGUGAACACUUUUCAGGAGGCUUUGACCGUGGAGGGUCCUUUGUCGCUGAAGCUGCUGGACGUGAUGACCCUCAUCCUGAACUGUAGUGUAACAAAUGCUCCAUGGACAAAGAAGAAUGACAACACCACCAUGUUGAUUGAUUUGAUUGCCUCGCUGGCCUUCUUUUGUGUGAAUAAUCGAAGGCAUCAGGAUCUGCUCAUCUCUGAGCCAUUUGUGGUGAUCUUCAAGAGUCUGGCCAAACUGCCAACGCAGUUUAAUCCGGUGAUUUAUCCGUUUUUGGUAACCAUGUGCUUUGGCAAUGCGGCGGCGAGGGAGCUUAUUUCGAAGGAUUUCGAUAUGGCGUUCGUUGACGAGUACAGUAAAUCUGAGGUGGCCCAAAGGAAUCAUGUGAUCAAGCUGCUCCCUGUACGCCACAAAGACAAAACCCUAUCCAAUAAUAGCAACCACAACAACAAUAAUGCCAACAACAAUCCGCAGCCAGAAAUCAAGGGAGAUAAAGGCUGUUAGCUACUUAAAAAUAUCCUAUAGAUAGGAUUUGAAACCUUCAACUCGAAGUCUCAACUCUCAAAGUGAUAUUAUUUUCAAAGAAAAUGAAAAAAAAAAGAAAUUGUAGAAAAGGAAAAUACAGAACUCGAAACAUUCGCAAAGAGAUGAACCAGCAGCAGGACAAUUUGGAAAGGGAAAAGAGAAAGCAGAAGGCGCACCACAAACAUAUUUUUAAUAUGUAUAAUUUAUGUAAUCUUAAACGUUAACUUAAACUAGUUUACUUAACACUCACUCACUUACAUCAUAAAAUCACUCAUUCCCAAAACACUCACAUUCACAAACACAACCCCAAGUCGAGACUCGCAUAGAUUUUAUACCAAUAAUAUAUAAAACAUAUACUCAUUGUAGCUUACGUUUAAUGCUAAAGUAUUAACAUCCCAUUUAACGAUAAUCUCACACCCCUCAUUCACACUCACAGAGCACUCACUACAAAUUUUCAGUUAUCGAAUUAAUCGAUGUUUUUUUGGUUCAAAUGCAAACAAGAAAAAUAAACACGGGAAAAAUGAAAAAAAAAAAAGAAAAUCACAACUACCUAACGUAUUUUUUAUAGACAUCAAUGUUUUGUGCAAAAAGAAAAACUUAUGAUUAAAUUAAAAUCAAAAUGAAAUAAAGAAUUCAAAAAAUGAAUAAACUGAAUACAAUU
Drosophila kikkawai is the source of this 6468-nucleotide messenger RNA. It is a transcript of the gene ssp3, whose product is annotated as short spindle 3. The record is from RefSeq and is a predicted model, not a curated record. NCBI's taxonomy places the organism in Eukaryota, Metazoa, Arthropoda, Insecta, Diptera, Drosophilidae.